Molecule: messenger RNA, 3155 nt
Organism: Syzygium oleosum
Lineage: Eukaryota; Viridiplantae; Streptophyta; Magnoliopsida; Myrtales; Myrtaceae
Product: translocase of chloroplast 90, chloroplastic
Exons: 3
Coding region: 373-2769 (798 amino acids)
Biological process (GO): protein targeting to chloroplast
Cellular component (GO): chloroplast outer membrane
Molecular function (GO): GTPase activity; GTP binding
Source: RefSeq, a predicted model, not a curated record
UGUUGUGUUCUUUGUCGGCUUUCCCGGUCUUAUCUUGAUCCUCGAGGGUCGAGUUUCUCCCUCUCGAGUCCUCCGCCGCUCGUUCUUGUUGACGAGUUUCAUCGGGUCGGUCAAGCAAUUCGCCGAACACGUUGGGAUCUCUAAUGGGUUCGGAUUGAAUCGGCUUUCUUGUCGGAUUUCACCGGCUGGUUCGAGAAAUUCGUCCGCUGCUUGUGGGUUUUGAUUGGAGAAGCCGGUACCCUUUUGGGUUGUUGGGAGGAAUUUUCAGUUACCAUUUUGCUUAGUCUGAAGCUGAGUGCAAGAAAGCUCUUCGUUGCUUGUGCUUUGAUUGAAUUCAUCGUGUCUUUGGUUCUAUCUUUGCUAAUUGCAAGGAUGAAGACUGUAAGGGAUUGGGUUUUUUCGCAGUUGUUGACCAAUUCAUUGUCCUCAUCAAGGCCAUUGUCUGGUAGCAACAGCUUUUUCCUCGAGGCACCUAAUGAGGGGCUUCAUGAACAAGCCCCUGCAGAUUGUCGGGAAGUGUCACAAGCUUCUAUUGAUCAAUCAGCUUCCAUUAAUGGAACUCUAGAGAGUCAGCAUUAUCCCUCUCAACAGCAAGGUCUGGUUGAAAACUGUUCCCAAUCUCACUCUAGCUCCGAUAGAGGAAAGUCAGAUCCUAUGUCUAAGAUCAAUGAUCUCCAGAUUAAGUUUUUGCGGAUUCUCCAACGGCUUGGGCAUCCGCAGGACAACCUUUUGGCGGCGAAGGUCUUGUAUCGGGUUCAAUUAGCGACCUUGAUUCAAUCAGGGGAAGCAGAUCCAAAAGUGUUGAAGCAUAGGCAUGAUAAGGCUAGAGCGCAAGCAGCACAGGAAGAGGCUGCUGGUGUGCCUGAAUUAGAUUUUUCAUUUAAGGUACUUGUCCUGGGAAGGACUGGAGUUGGCAAGAGUGCAACAAUAAACUCGAUUUUUGAUCAGACGAAGGCAGUCACUAAUGCAUUUCAACCAGCCACGGAUUCCAUUCGAGAGGUUACUGGAACUGUCAGUGGGAUGAAAAUAACUUUUGUUGAUACUCCUGGUCUUUUUCCUUCUUCUACUGUGAACAUGAAAAGAAAUAGGAAGAUUUUGCUCUCUGUGAAGAAGUAUAUCAGAAAGUCACCACCAGAUGUUGUUUUGCUUUUUGAACGCCUCGAUCUUAUCAACAUGAAUUAUAGUGACUUCCCUCUACUGAAGCUUCUUAACGAAGUUUUUGGCAAUGCAAUUUGGUUCAACACAAUCCUUGUUUUGACACAUGCUUCCUGUUCCCUCCCAGAAGGACCAAAUGGUUAUCCUGUCGUGUAUGAAUCAUAUGUUAGUCAAUGCGCCAAUUUGAUUCAAAGCUACAUUCAUCUGGUUGUCUCGGAUUCAAAAAUCGAGAAUCCUGUACUGUUAGUAGAGAAUCAUUCCCAGUGCAGAAAGAAUUUCUUGGGAGAAAAAGUGCUUCCAAAUGGACAGGUUUGGAAAUCUCAUUUUUUGCUACUAUGCGUAUGUAUGAAAGUUCUCGGUGAUGCUAACAAAUUUCUGGAAUUUAGAGACAGCAUUGCUCUGGGACCACCAAAUGCUAAGAGGCAGCCUUCUCUGCCUCACCUUCUUUCCUCCCUUCUGCGACAUCGUCCUCCACCUAGUACUGGUGGUGCUGACUACGAGAUUGGUGAUAACAUACUUUCAGACACAGAGGGAGAAGACGAAUAUGAUCAAUUACCUCCCAUAAAAAUUUUAUCGAGAUCCCAGUUUGAGAAGUUGACCAAAUCGCAGAAGAAGGAUUAUCUUGAUGAGUUGGACUAUAGAGAGACGCUCUAUAUGAAGAAACAGUUGAGAGAAGAGUUGCGGCACCAGAGAGAGGUCAGAGAGGAUAAGCAUUUGCAAAAGGAGAGUUCAGACUGCAGCGACAGUUCUGACAACCAGGAAACACCUUCCGAGCCUUUUUUGUUACCAGAUAUGGCCGUACCUCCGAGUUUCGACUCAGACUGCCCACUACAUAGGUAUCGUGGCCUUGUCACUGGGGAACAGCUCCUUGUCAGACCUGUUUUAGACACCCAUGGUUGGGACCACGAUGUAGGUUUCGACGGAAUUAAUCUGGAGACGUCAAUUGAAACUAAAAGCAAUGUAUUUGCCUUAGUCACGGGGCAGAUGAGCAAGGAAAAGAAUGAUUUCAGUAUCCACUCCGAGUGUUCUGCGGUGUACAAGGCCACUAGUGGACCUUCUUACUCUUUAGGUCUAGAUGUUCAAUCUGCUGGGAAAGAUCUGAUAUAUACCGUGCACAGCAAUACAAAGCUGAGUAAGCUGAAGCAUAACAUUACUGAAUGUGGAGUCUCUUUGACACGUUUUGGGGACAAGUGCUAUACCGGUGCCAAGAUUGAAGACACUAUGCACAUUGGCCGGAGAGUCAAACUUGUAGUGAAUGCUGGUCGAUUAGGGGGUGCCGAACAAGUAGCAUAUGGCGGCAGCUUUGAAGCUACAGUUAGAGGGAGGGACUACCCCGUGAGGACAGAUAGCAUAAGUCUGUCAAUGACGGUCCUUUCUUUUGACAAGGAGAUGGUGUUGAGUGGUGGUUUGCAGUCUGAGUUCCGUUUGAGCCGAGAUACCAAAGUUUUGAUCAACGGGAAUCUAAAUAGCCGGAAAAUGGGACAGCUUUCUCUGAAAACAAGUAGCUCGGAGCACAUGGAGAUUGCAUUGAUCGCGCUGGUGUCGAUUGUUAGGGGCCUUUUCCGUAGAAAGAUCCCUGAAAACGCCAGCGCAGGAACAUUAGAGAGUGGAUGAGAAUGCAUCACUUGGCAUGUGGCGUUUUUCUGAUCCACAGUGCAAGGUAUAAUAAUGCAGUUAUUGAACAAUCUUUGUUUUGCCUCACACAGGAGAAGGUUAAAUGUUGGCGGGUUAUAGGAGCUGUUACAGGCCCUCUUCCCCCAGCAUUUUGUGGAUGCAACCCAUGGCAGUGUCUUCGAGUACUGUGGGUCAAUUUUUUUCGGAGUAUGACAUCAUCAUUACUGCAUGUCACUUGAAUUAUUGCGGUUGCCACUUGGUAACUUCAGUAUGGAUGUCUUUACCCACAACUGUACAGCGAAUGGUAGCAAGAUUUUCUGGCGGGAAAUGUAAUGUACAAACUAAAUUUCUUGCAGAGUUAUAGCAUAGCAAUCUUAGAUGACUAA